CCUUUGAUCGAUGUUGUUGAGAAUAAUGAAACGUUGAAGUCGAUAAAUUUAGAGACGAAUUAUCUAAGCGGUGAUUUCUUUGCAAAAUUAUUCAAAGCUGCCUUAAAGAAUCAAACUCUCGAAGAGGUAAAGGCCGUCAAUCAGGGAGUAACAUUCUCAACAACAUCCGAAAAGGAGAUAAUCGAUGCGAUUUUUGAGAAUCGUGGCAUCAUAAAAGUAUCUAUAAAUCUGCGUUUACCUGAAGGAAGGCAUAAAAUCGAGAAUGCAAUGCUCAGAAACGGUGAAAUAAAGCGUGUCCUGCGCCGGCAAGCAGCCCAGGCGGCCAAAGCAGCCGCCGAAGAAGAGGCGAAAAAAGCCGAAUCAGCUCCAAAACCAACGACAGCCACCGGGAAGAAAACCGAUGAGGUAACCAAACCCAAGAAAGCACUUAACAAGACUGCAAGCCCCACAACUCCAGCUAAAACCACUGCAGCUAAACCUGCACCAUCUAAGCCUGCAACUGCACCAAAAACUUCACUCACUAAAACUCCAGCCUCUGAUGCUAGCAGCACAGAUACGAGCAAAAAGGUGCCACCUAAGACUGCACCUAAGAGCACCAUCGCCAAAGGCACUGCUGCAUCAAGCACAAAAUCACCACCGCUUUCUAAGAGCACCGCACUUGACGGAACGCCGAGCAGUGGUCAGAAACCAGCUGCUGGCACCACCAAAAAAUUGGCUACAGCCAAACCCACCGACGCAGCCGGAACAACUGAAAAGGUCUGA
Molecule: messenger RNA, 762 nt
Organism: Anisakis simplex (herring worm)
Lineage: Eukaryota; Metazoa; Nematoda; Chromadorea; Rhabditida; Anisakidae
Source: the annotation of a GenBank genome assembly